UACACAGCUAACCACGUGAACACAUAGGGGAAAUGCACAACAUCUGUAACUCAGCCGAUUUACAGCAGGAACACAUAAAGGUUGGAUUUGGAGUCUAAUAAGAAGAAGAGAAGGAGAGAAAAAGGGCUUACAAGCAUGCUGGAGGAGGGGAAGGUUGAGGAGCCGAAUAAGGCCAGAAGAAGAACCACAUGCUGGAUUAGGAAGAAGCAUGUUCGUGUAGGCCUAGCAGAAACUCUCAGCACAUUUGUUAUGAUGGUGUUUGGUCUAGGUUCUGUGGCUCAGGUGGUCACAGGAGGGGGGGUUUUUGGAGAUUACCUUAGCAUUAAUCUGGGUUUUGGUCUUGGUGUAGCGAUGGGGGUGCAUGCUGGUGGGAAAGUGUCAGGUGCUCACAUGAACGCAGCAGUGACGUUUACUAUGUGCGUACUUGGCCGUCUGAGCUGGAAGAUGCUUCCACUCUAUGUAGUUGCACAACUUCUGGGCUCCUUUAUUGCUGCAGGAACAGUUUUCACCCUGUACUACGAUGCUAUAUACCACUACUGCAAAGGAAACUUCACGGUGUUUGGCCCCAAAGCAACAGCGGGGAUCUUUGCCACAUAUCCGGCUCCUUAUCUCUCAGUACAAGCUGGAUUUUUGGACCAGGUGCUUGGCACUGCCAUGCUGUUACUAUGUCUGAUGGCUCUGGCAGAUAAGAGGAACCAGCCUGCCCCAUCUGGUGGAGAGCCUGUGGCUGUUGGGGCUCUUGUAUUGCUGAUUGGAGUUUCCAUGGGCAGCAACAGUGGCUAUGCCAUCAAUCCCACCCGAGACCUGGGGCCUAGAGUCUUUACAGCGAUUGCAGGCUGGGGAUUAGAUGUAUUCAGGGCAGGCAGAUGUUGGUGGUGGGUGCCCUUGGUAGCGCCAUUAGUGGGUGGAGUGACUGGAGCUUUGAUAUAUAAAGCUUUCGUGGAACUGCUCCAUCCCAAGCAUAAGGAUAGAAAACCUGAGCACAGUGGAUCAUCAGAGUGCAUACCGCUGGAUCAGUGUAAGAAAGACAACGCAGAUGAGUGUGUGAACUGUCAACAAGUCGAGUACCACUGGAAACAUGAAGACGAGAGAGGAGCUAGCGAAAAACUAGAUGUCACAGUGAGGCCAGUCUAGCAUAGUAAAGAAGUGAUAAAAUCAGCUCCUGCCUGUUUCACUGGACGGAUGAUUGGAACCUGUUUGGAUCUUCUGAACACUGAAGGUCAAAAACUCACUAGACAAGCAAUUGCCAUGACCAUUGAAAUUGAACUGGAACAAAAGAACUGUUUUUUUCCUCUCAAACAUUUUAUAUUCAAAUGCAUUUGAAUAACAUGCCUAUAAUUUCACAUCGCCACACUAGCAGGACCAUUAAACUACAUGUUUGUAUGGAAGAACCACAAAACUGCAUCACAUUUUAAAUCACACGGGGGCCAUAUUUAAUUGUUUUAUUUUUAAACAUUUCAGAUUAUUUUUUAAUUUAUUUAGCCACAGUAAUGUAUUUAUCACUGACAUCUUGCUAGAGUUUAAGUUUCGUAGGCUAUCCCAGAUACACAUGUGACAAGGUUGGUUUAGUUAUUGAAAAUUAAUCCCUCACCAGACACUAAUUUUUACUGUUAUUAUAAGUUAAUAAGACAAAAAUUGCAGAUUGACUUGUUAGAGAAACCGUAAAAAACCCAAAGCCCUCCAUCUUGAAGACUUUCCCAUGUCAGAAAACUGUUACAAAGCUGUGAUAAAUGUCACCAUCUCAAUGAUUAUAGGUUUUUCUUUCUUAAACAGCAUAGUCAUUGAUUAGUAGGCUUAGAUUACGUGGCACCUCCACUGUACAAGUCAUUGUGAAUGAGUUGUUGUUACAGAAACAAUGAUGUAUUAGAAAGAGCAUGAUUUAAAUUACAGCCAUAACUACUACUACUGCCAGAGCUGCUGUUAUAGAAAAUUAAUCAACACUUUCUGACCCAUCAGAAUUGAGAAUUCAAAAGCGCUGUAGUGUAUAUUUGUUGAAGGUUUAAUCAAUUUAGGUUACACAAAGGAAGACAGCUUGCAGUGAAGCUAAAUGGGAUAUUUUCCAUCAUUCAUCACACUGACAGAACCUGAUGCUUCUUGCUUUGCAUAAACCUGAACUUGGGAUUCAUGCACAAUUACAAUAUCGCACUCUUAACUCAAUAGUUUUGGGUAUGUUCAAAUAAAACAUUCUAUCCCCAGUG
Messenger RNA from Pangasianodon hypophthalmus (striped catfish), 2198 nucleotides. RefSeq names its product aquaporin 7 (gene aqp7). Lineage: Eukaryota; Metazoa; Chordata; Actinopteri; Siluriformes; Pangasiidae. The coding region runs from base 136 to 1134 and encodes 332 amino acids. Gene Ontology annotation, molecular function: urea transmembrane transporter activity; water channel activity; glycerol channel activity. Gene Ontology annotation, biological process: glycerol transmembrane transport; water transport. The record is from RefSeq and is a predicted model, not a curated record. The transcript has 6 exons. Gene Ontology annotation, cellular component: plasma membrane; basolateral plasma membrane.